Molecule: messenger RNA, 1955 nt
Organism: Myzus persicae (green peach aphid)
Lineage: Eukaryota; Metazoa; Arthropoda; Insecta; Hemiptera; Aphididae
Exons: 6
Coding region: 960-1907 (315 amino acids)
Source: RefSeq, a predicted model, not a curated record
UUUAAUAUUUUCAGACAAUAUAAUAUCUAUUGAUUUAAAAUCAAAAUGGAAGAAUCUAAGGAAAAAAACAAAAAAUAUUCUAGAAGAAAAUUGGAAUAAAACUCGUGGAAUAACUCAAGUAGGACCAAAACCAGGUUCUUAUCUUGACUAUCCGGGAAACGAUAUUAUAAAAAUAAACAAAAACAAACAACUAUGGGAUUUGUACUAUAAGUGUUUAGAAGAGCUUCUUAAAAGUAUUAACAAAAAUAAUAUUUUCCAAGCAAAAGUAAUAACUACAUUUAGAAGCUCAUCUUUAAGGUAAUAGAUUCAACGUAUUUAAUUCUUAAUUAAUGUAAUAAUUCACAGUAUAAUAACUAUGUAUGUUAAUCGAGUAAACUUCAGAAAUGACUGGACAAAACAUGAACUGAUGUCAUAUUUUGAUUUUUCAGUUAGGGUAUAGAAAAACCAGGGUGAGAAACAGUUAUGAAAAUAAUUGAAUUUUAUGACAAUUGUUAAUAUUUAUUUUAUAUUGUAUUGAUUGUGGUACCAAAUCAGUUGAACAUUGAUUAAUCUUACAUUAUUGAUAUACAAUUGCUAUGGUUUUUCCCAAAAUUAUGUAGGUCACAACUAGGUUUUCAUAAACAAAUGUAAAAUAAAUAUGACAUUUUGUCACUAAACUAAACACAUAUAUAUUAAAUAUAUUCAGUUCAGUGUAUUUUGCCCGAGUACUGCAGUUCACGUCUUGCCGGGAACUUCCGAGGUUUGUCUGAUUUUGACUAUUGCCCAUAACAUAUAUAAUAAUAAAUAAUUUCCUUAUUAUCAAUAGCUUAGAAUGUGAACUAUGCAUUUCGCCUAAUGAUGUGUAUCAUAAAAAUGUAUGGUACUAUUCAUGGAUAGGGAAUUCAAAUAAUUUAAGCUUAAUAGAAGAAAAUGAUUAUUUUAAAGUUUCAUCAUUAGACUUGUCUUUAACAAUAAUUAAUAUGGAUGAAUCUAAAAGUGGUUUCUAUCAAUGUAAAUUAUCUAAUAGUGAAGCAGGGCCUUACUUUAUUGAACUUAUUAAUGAUAAUAAAGAGCUGAUAAUUGAUAUGAACAAUACUAACUUUUUAAACUAUACAACAAGUGGAAAAAUAACUAUAGAAGAUGUCAAUUUGAAAAUUUGGAAUCAAUGGACCCAGUGGUCAUUAUGUAGCAAAUGUGAUGUGAUGGGUAAAAAAAUUAAAUUUGGUCAUUGUAUUGUAUCAUUAAAAGACAAUAUCAUUAAUGAAGGAAAUAUUAAAUAUAAAAAGAACAGAAAGAAAAUACAAGUUUUACAAAGAUUAAUGUCUGCUUUUGAUACUGGUUUACCAUGUGAAAGCAGUCUAUUAGAUUUAUAUGGUUAUUAUGGUAUUACAAUAACGAAUAAAGCAAUAAGAGUAAUGAUUGAACAUUGCCAAGUAAAAUGUAAUAAUGAUGAUAUAUUUGAGAUAAAAGAUAUGCAGGGAAACAUAAAAGAAAAAGUUAAUAAUUCUGCUGGUAUAUAUUCACCAUUUCAAAUAAUACCGGAAUUGCCACCAAAAGUAGAAACUUCAGUGAUAAUAACAUUUUUAAACGAACAACUAACUAUUACAUGUCCUGGAAAUUUAAAUUCAGAUGCUCCAUAUGAAUGGAAGGUAAAUAACCAGAUUAUUGUAUCAUCUAAUGAACGAAUAGCGGUUGAUAUAUUAAAUAGACUAACCAUCAAAAAUACUACUGAAGAAGAUGAAAUGAUAUUUACGUGUUGGCAAGUUGAUGACCUAGCUGGAAUAGUGGAGAUAAAAUUAAUUAAAGAACUAAACAUUUCAAAUCAAAAAGAUAUAUAUUUUUAUGCGGUUUUUGUUGUCUUAGGAAUUUUUGUAUGGAUUGGAUUUAAAAUGUUUUUUGAUAGAGAAGCAGCAUAUUCUAAGUAUUAAUACAAUUUAUUUAACAUGUUUUUUUAUGAAAACAAUAAUUAUUAAUAU